Messenger RNA from Babesia bigemina, 5550 nucleotides. RefSeq lists its product as hypothetical. Gene Ontology annotation, biological process: maturation of 5.8S rRNA from tricistronic rRNA transcript (SSU-rRNA, 5.8S rRNA, LSU-rRNA); maturation of LSU-rRNA from tricistronic rRNA transcript (SSU-rRNA, 5.8S rRNA, LSU-rRNA). Gene Ontology annotation, cellular component: nucleolus. The transcript is spliced from 2 exons. The record is from RefSeq and is a predicted model, not a curated record. Lineage: Eukaryota; Apicomplexa; Aconoidasida; Piroplasmida; Babesiidae. The coding region runs from base 1 to 5550 and encodes 1849 amino acids.
AUGGAAAAUGAGUAUUGUGUGACCGGUCUACAGGUAGCCGCGGCCAUAGUUCGCCGGGACUUUCAAGCAAUAUGUCCGUCGUACACCUUGGCGGAUAGCGACCAGCAACCCAAGAAAAAAGCCAACACCGGUCAAGCGAAGCACGAACAGGUGCUCUACCGGCCUUUCAACGACGAUGCGGCGGCUGUAAACAGGUACCUCGCCGCGUCACCGAGGGCGGUAGAGGUUUUCGACCUUCUCACAAGCGAUGAGCCGGAGGCCCAGAAGCCGGGGUUGGCGUUGCUGUGGUUCAUGCUUAAGCGCUGUCCAGCGGCGGAACUGAAACAACAGCUUGCCGACCACGUUCUUACCCGACUAUGCGAACGCAUACCGCAGCUUAUCGCACUAGGGGACACAGCGCUCCAUUACCUCCUGAGCACUGUGCUAGAAUGCCUGCUCGCGGCGCCCGAAGAAAGCGUCCGUGUGUUCCUCACCGCUUUCACUUUCCACAAGUUCUUGGGGAAACACGCCGUACGCAAGGGGGCAUGCAGCGCAUUCUCGGUUUCCCGGUUCUACGCAGGGCUGGUGGACAGCGGGGUCGUAGAAGAUGUGGGACUGCGCGACUUUCUGCCGACGACGAGUGGCGACACUUGUGACGUCGCAGACGUCGUGGAGCUGCGCCAUGCCAACUCCAAGAAGCAACUCUGCAUACUUCUGAUGCUCGGGCUCAAAGGCUUCAACAUCAUACGGAGAUCUACGGUGCUGCACCAAAUAUUCGAGCAUGUCAAACAGGAUGGGCUGCUGGAUUCCAUUUGCACCAUCAGGCUCUUCAUACUGGUCAUGGCGAACGUCAUCAGCACGCAGUGCGCGACACUCUCGAUCACGCUGUGCAACGCGCAGAGAUCUGAUUUGCCUGAAAAUGUAAUCGCCGCAGUUGCGGGCGCGCUUUCCAACGCCAUUGGACAGAUCACAACGAUGCCUAAUGUGCAGCAUGAGUGGAUGAUACGCCUAAACGGCACAGUUGCUGCCACGUUCCGGGACUUCGUCACUAACGUAAAGGAUAUGUGCGAUGUCGCUACGCUGGCCAAAGUGCUGCUGAAAUUCGAUGCCAUGCAACUGACGAUCGUAGAGAUUUUGCUCCCAUUCUUGAAAGCGAACGCGCAGCUCGGGCGGCACUAUAUGCCCGCCCUGCGAUGCAGGUUCAAUGGGGUGCUGGAGCACAUCGUGCUGGUCAAAUUUGCCACUCAAUGGUUUAAGCACAUAUCGCGACUUCAAAUAAAUCAGGGGGAGGCGCUGGAAUAUCUGCCGUCGUUCCUUAAUCACUCGUUCUUCAACGCCGGGCUACUAUCCAACAACCGCUGGGCACGUUUGGGAACGCUGCGCAUGCUAGUGGCGCUCAUGAGGUUCGUCACUAGUUCAGCGGGGAAUGAAUCGUGCUGUGAUAUUCAUCCAGACGUUCGUGAAAAGAUGUGCAACACCAUACCAGACUUCAAGACGCUGCUCAAUGUUAAACCUGCACCGAAAGAUCAGACUGCUGCAGAUGGGCCGAGUGUAUCACUUAACAUCAAAAAUGAAACCAGAAUUAUGCUGUCAAACGAAUUGAAAUCGGUUGUAACAGAAGAGUCGGGUGAUAUCAUCUUAGAGAUAGACGACGAUGAUGGCCUAACGGAAUGGCUGCAAUGUCUGCAUCUGUACGGCAUCUUCGUAGGGAUACGAGAAGGGAGGAGUUUGUACGACCCGUGUAAGCUCUUAAAAGAAAAGGUGAUAAUAGACAAUGCCAGUGAGUUUGCAGCUGUAAUCAAUAACACCGAUGACGAAACCAUAUGCACCAAAAAGCUGCGGUCGGUGCUGCGACUCGACAUGGCACUGGUAGACUGCCUCUUCAGCAUAGGCGUGGGCGAGAUACACAAGGGGGUAGCUCUGAACAAGGUGCAAAGCAUGUGCUUUAACUUUGUCCUACGACGCUACACUGAACUCAAAGCAGCCAUGCAACGUAACUCAUGGGACGAACCGCUCAUCAAAAGCUACAUGCAUAAGUGCGAACAUUAUGUUAACCAAGUGUUAAAAGGCAGUGGUGUGUUUCCCAGUGAUCCAUCUCCGUGGAUGGGUGCCAUUCAGAGUCAGGAGGAUUAUCACAUUUUCCUAAAGAUAUUCAACCACUGCGUGCAGAUGCCAUUAGACGCGCUUCUGGGGUCACUGACGCAAAAAGAAGCUGAGAAUCCGCCGACAAAGUACACGUGCGUCAAUUGCAUUACAAGUCUGGAAUUUGACGGUCCACUUAUUCUGCGCCUAUCACUCGAAUAUUUGUUGCACCUAUGCAUCGAUUCAAAGGACGCCCUGCAGUGCGAAUCAUGUGGAAACAGGCGUGUAAACAUGGUGGUGGCGUUGCGCAACACGGGUGAAGAGGGUAAUAUAGACCCUUUACAAUACGCGAAGUACAUACUACGAGCCUGUGGUAACCCCUCGUCAGGAGCGUUGAAGGGGCACGCAAAACGUGUCAUCCAGGCACUCCUGGCAAAACACGACAUUGUGAAAGAGGCUUACGGCACUAUGAAACCACAAAAGGCGGCAGUGAUGGUAGAUGCGCCAUCAAAGAUUGCAUUCGAUGCAGAAAUGCCAAGCAACGAUAAGCAGGUGCCAGUACAGGACACGUAUCUGAGGGCAUGUCUCGUUGUGAUAGAUGCUGUCGAUAAAUUUUGCACGGACACGGUGUUCAUGCAACAAUGUGGACGCAUAAUAAUUGAAGUAUUAUCGACAAGGCAGUCAGAAUUGAAUGGUGUCAGCGUUAUCAAGCAAAAAUGGUGCAAGGACAGGUAUGCACAUUUUGUCGACAGGUGCUUACAAAUGGACUCGUUCAAUUUGUAUACCCACUUGUUUUCAAUCCUUGUGGACUUGUUAGGCGAUGACAAUCGUUUAGAGGUGGCACCGUCCACGUUCGAGGGCAUAGAAUUCAACGACGAUAUAAGGUGGAUGCAACUGCUGUACCUCAAGUGCCGAUGUACAUUGGAACCCGAGCAUAUCACAUCUUCCGUGGAUUUCAAAGAACGUUUCACGAGUAUAUUGCGUCGGAUAUGCUCAGGAUAUCGUGAAAAUGCCACUCACAAAACGGCAGCGGCUUUAGCCAUCUCAAAGCUUUCAAAGGUUGUACCACCAUCUCUCCUGGAAUACCAGGCAGCGGAGGUUCUUAAGGAUGUAAUGGAGCAGCUAAUCAUGCCUGAAAAUAGGUGCAUGUGUAAAGAUAUGUUGCAGUGUGAAUUUGCGUUCAUAAAAUACAUAAUGGAUAUAGCUUCUCGAUUGGCGGAAACUCUGCCUGCAUCUGAGGCAGAAACGGCAAUUGCUUUAUUGCAAUCAAAACCCAUGUUAAAACUGACAGACGCAGUAUGUGAACUAAACAGGCCCAACUAUUUUAUUGGCGACACUAUCGAGUCAAACCUCCUGACGUCCCACGUAACGAUGUUGCGGUCGUUGGUACGAUUCGUUGGACCUCGUUAUACGUCAAACGUCACAUUCGAUCGGGCUGCCGUGUGCCGCAUACUGGAAGCGUUGAAAGGUUGCUAUAGGUGUUCAUAUGACGAGAGUGAUCUUGCGUUAAAAGAUGUUAUCAUGACUUUAGUGACGGUAGCCAGCCGCAUGGUGGGUGACGAGAAGUCGAUGCCCCUUAGGUUACCGGCCUUUCAAGAUUUCACAUGCGUCAAUGGUCUAUCGUCUAUGAAUUGUGAGAGCGCAUCAGACACAAAUAAGUUAAUGAAUGUCGAGGGAUCUGGCACCACCUCCGGCGACCGUGGCAACCUCAGCCAUGGUGUCUCCCGUGGAUGGUUAACAAUGAUAUCAGGGUUCGCAUGUAUAUCCAAUGCAUCCAAUUGGGUAUGUAUGAACGCCAAACGAGUGGCUAUGACUCUGUUGAAAUUCCCAUAUAAACGCGGGUCGGAAACAACAAAUUUGAAGACCACAUUUCGCAAUCUGGCUAUUCUUUUCCCCCCUGCAGUGCGUAAAGCUAACAACCGCAGCGAUCAUAUUUUUGGCGCUAUUACACUUAUCAACAAGAUUCUAGGAAGCAAUAGUAUGUAUAUGCAGCAACUCAUUGUAGGUGACCCUUAUAUAUACGAUGUCGAAUACUUGGUUCCCUUCUUAACAGGGCGCCUUUGCGGGAUGUUGUGCGACCAACUGUAUCAAUACAAACUUGAAUUUGAAGACACCUUUAGACAGAUGGAGAUUCGUGGUAUUCAACUCGAUCAUAAUUACGCUCCCAACCGAUUCGCCAAGUGGUUUUCACUAUCAGAAACGACCGAAGCCGCUGGAAGAAUAUAUGCUCAGAUACAGCAUAUGCAAUUUAAUGUUGCGUUGGGAGAAUCUUUCAGCCCCGUGCUCAUGGAGCAGGUCGUGAGAAACGGAGUGGUUGAGCUUUGUAUACUUGGCCUUGUAUCCGACAAAACGCGCAAAUACGCGCUUAAAGCUCUGGGUAUAGUUAACAAAAUUAUUCAAAAUAUGAUCGAUGCGGCCAUUGUACGAAGCGCUCUUCCCGGCAGCAGUGGGCCGUUCAAGAUUCGUCGUGUUGGACUAUUUGGUGUAUAUCAGCUACACUCUUUGAUAUGUUUCAUACAGCGGUGCCAGUUAUAUGCUAAAUCAGGCAAUGAUGCUUUACACGUGUUACUAGCGUCGCAAGUGGUGCGCCGAGUGACAAAGCCGGAGGAUCCGCUAUACCAACUCGUGAACAAAUACCUCCUGCUACGGUUUGAAGUCAAAAUGGAUGAUGUCCCGCUUUUUUUCGAGUGCUUCACUGUACACAAUGCUAGUGAUAGGCUAAAUUGCCUCUCAUUUAUCCUUCAGCUGCUGCUGAGCUCAGGACACCUCCUAAACGAUUACGGCAUUAUGUUCCGCCGACGAGUGUUUCAGCAGAUCAUGUCGUUCUCCCUUGUAGAAACAACGACUUACGAGCAACGAGUUCAAAUCUACGCAUUCAUGCAACUCUUUAUAAAGCGAAAUCCCGGAACGGUCGAUGAACUUCACUCUAUCGGAACGGCAACAUGGAUUGCAACCGCGUCACAUGUAAUAUGGGAUGCUGCUUUUAUCGAUGAGAAGGAUCUCGUUUUUAGUACCUUAAUGCUCUCUCCUCUAACAUUAAUGGCGAGGGAUCUUGCAUUAGCCACCUGCAGACAACAUGUUGACGGAUCCGAUGGCAAUGGUGAAAUAAAAAUUAACCCACAGUUCAAGUCCCCAAUGGUAUGUGACAUUGAAAGUGAUGAUAAAAGCGUUCAUAAGCGUCAAAUUGGUAUCACUAUAGAAUCCAAUAUAGGAGACGCUGUGGCUACUUUUGAAGCACUGCAGCGAGUUGCUGAAGCGUGGUAUAAGAUAAUAACACAUGUUCCACGCGAAAAAAUUGCCAAUGUAACGUCUGACGGAUAUCGUAUAUAUUUGUAUGCUUUGGAAGAAGGGUUAAAGAAUUUGAGUGGGACUUUUUUGCCGCCUAAUGCCGGCGCAGGGGGCACAACAAGUAGCAUGAUUUGGACGGCCGUGAAUACCGCCACUCUCGCAGUCGGACGCCUAAAUAAUGUUAUUGCGGAUCUACUGUGA